AAGCAAACCCCUACGUUUCCAAUUUCAAAAUCCACCGCGAAGCGGGAAAAGAACAUUAAUCUAUUAUGAUGAUUGUUUCUGAUGAAAAUUUAGAGAAAGGGUAGCUUAGUAAACAGCGAAAGGGAAAGGCAAAAGAAAUUGGAUAGGAAGAAAAAGGUUUGAAAAUGGCGGAGAAGAAGAAAGCAAUGAGUCUGAACGAGCGUCACAACCGUCUCCUCCAAGACCUAUCUGCUCAGCCAUCAAAGCACAAGCCAGAACAACAACCCUCAGCUCAAAACCACGCCCUUCUUUCAUUCUCAACCAUCUCUGAUUUUCAUUCUCCUCCAGAAGAAGCAAAAGAAGAAGAAAAGCCAGUCAAAGUAAAGCUCCAAGGUAGACGCCGACUCUGCAAACUUUCAUCGAAUGACGAUGAUGAAAAUACCAAAACUGGAGAUGGAUUUUACGAACCGAAAUUUUCUGAAAUUUCCGAUUUCGAUUCGCCUCAUCAUUGCAGCAAUGCUGGUGGAAAUGAAAUUAGGGGUAUUCUCAAUGACUUGAGCUCGAGGCUUGACUCUCUGUCCAUAGAAACAAAGAGAAAUCCUAAAAGGGCUGACCAGACUCGGGAAUCUUUAAAUUUUGCUGCUGCUGAUGUGGCUAUCAAUCAAGAAAAGAAACUUGAUGUGCCCGAGUAUGCAAGCGCAUCUUCCUCAUUUUCUGUUACUUCUGAUGGGGCUGAUUCUUCGCCAGAUGCAGCCUGGGUUGGAGAUGGUGUUGACAAUGCAGUGGAUGAUCAUGAAGCGGGGAGUGAGGUUGGAAGCGUGCAUGAUGUUGAUAACUUCAUCAGUAGGGUACAUGGAAAUAGGCACAACGGUGAAGCGGCAAACUCCAGAAGGGUGAAUGUGAACUCUGUGCCUAUGGGGCAAUCUUCCGUUUGUGAUUUCGAAGAAGAAGAAGAAGAUGGUAAUAGCGAUGAUUGUGUAAUUUUGAGUGGCAAAAAAGUUGUUGAAGCAGCGGUCAGCCGAGGGAGCAAGUUUAAGGAAGAGUAUGAUGAUUCAGAUGUGGUUGAUGUAUUGGAUGAUUGUACUGAUGGUUCCGUUUUGGAGGAUGAGAGUGCCAUCACUUUGAGUGGUCCUAGAUCUACCUAUAAGUUGCCUGGUAAAAUUGCAAAAAUGUUAUAUCCACAUCAACGUGAUGGGUUGAAGUGGCUAUGGUCUCUACAUUGUCAGGGUAAGGGCGGGAUCUUAGGUGAUGACAUGGGUCUAGGAAAAACAAUGCAGAUUUGUGGGUUUUUAGCUGGAUUAUUUCAUUCCUGUUUGAUUCGGAGGGCAGUGGUUGUGGCCCCCAAAACAUUACUGUCUCAUUGGAUCAAGGAGUUAUCAGCUGUGGGGCUUUCUGAGAAGACAAGAGAAUACUAUGGGACUUGUACAAAAACACGGCAAUAUGAACUGCAGUAUGUACUUCAGGAUAAAGGGGUGCUUCUCACAACUUAUGAUAUUGUGCGGAACAAUUCAAAAUCGUUAUGUGGGGGCAACUACUUUCAUGAUAAGAGAAGUGAGGAUGAUUUCACCUGGGAUUAUAUGAUACUUGAUGAGGGACAUCUCAUAAAGAAUCCCAGUACACAAAGGGCUAAAAGUUUGAUGGAAAUACCUUGUGCUCAUCGUAUUGUUGUUAGUGGCACACCAAUACAAAACAAUCUUAAGGAAUUAUGGGCGUUAUUUAGCUUUUGUUGCCCCGAGCUUUUGGGUGACAAGAAUUGGUUUAAGGUCAAAUAUGAGUCUCCCAUUCUUCGUGGAAAUGACAAAAAUGCUUCUGAUAGGGAAAAACAUAUUAGUUCAAGAGUUGCAAAGGAGCUUAGAGAACGUAUUCAACCUUAUUUCUUGCGUCGCUUAAAGAAUGAGGUAUUUCAUGAAGAUGAUGCCUCAGAAACUGCCAAACUUUCUAAAAAGAAUGAGAUUAUCGUGUGGCUAAGAUUGACAAGUUGCCAGCGACAACUAUAUGAAGCUUUUUUGAACAGUGAGAUCGUUCUUUCAGCUUUUGAUGGCUCACCAUUGGCUGCAAUUACGAUUCUGAAAAAAAUAUGUGAUCAUCCCCUCCUCUUAACAAAAAGAGCCGUUGAAGAUGUGUUGGAAGGAAUGGAUUCAAUGCUAAAUCAAGAUGACCUUGGUAUGGCGUCGAAGUUAGCGAUGCACUUAGCAACCGCCUAUGAGAGAGAUGAUUUCCUGGAGAAGAAUGACAACGUUUCAUGCAAAAUGUCUUUUAUAUUAGCUUUACUGGAUACUUUAAUUCCAGAGGGGCAUAAUGUUCUUAUCUUUUCUCAAACUCGCAAGAUGCUUAAUCUCAUUGAGGAAUUGCUAAUAUCCAAUGGUUACAAGUUCUUACGCAUUGACGGUACCACAAAAGCUAAUGACAGAGUGAAGAUUGUUAAUGAUUUCCAAGACGGUGUUGGGGCUCCUAUAUUUCUCCUGACAUCUCAAGUUGGUGGUUUGGGCCUCACUUUAACAAAAGCAGACCGUGUGAUUGUGGUUGAUCCAGCUUGGAACCCAAGUACGGAUAACCAAAGUGUUGACCGUGCUUACCGAAUUGGCCAAACAAAGGACGUCAUUGUGUACAGGUUAAUGACAUGUGGCACCAUUGAAGAAAAGAUAUAUAGAAAGCAGAUAUUCAAGGGGGGAUUGUUUAGAACUGCAACUGAACACAAAGAACAAACUCGGUACUUCAGCCAACAGGACCUUCAAGAGCUUUUCAGCCUCCCUAAACAUGGAUUUGAUGUCUCUGUCACUCAGCAACAAUUGCAUGAAGAGCAUGAUCACCAACACAAUAUGGAUGAGUCUCUGAAAGAACACAUAAAGUUCUUAGAAACUCAAGGUAUAGCAGGAGUUAGCCAUCACAAUUUGCUUUUCUCCAAGACAGCACGCGUACUAGUUGUAGAUGAAGAAGAGGAAGUUGCAAGGGCCAGCAGGACGGGAACUACAUCUGUCAUGAACAAAUCUGCAGGCUCUUCACACGAACAAGAUGUUGAAUGGGCUCAGUAUGCUUUCAAGCCAAAGGAGGUGAAUCUGCAUAAGACAAAUUCUUCUGCAGACAGUGCAGGUAAACUGACAGAAUCAGAGAUCAAAGGGAGAAUUAAUCGCCUGUCUCAAAUUUUGGCAAAUAAGGCUACAGUUUCAAAGUUACCAGACAAGGGAGAGAGGAUACAAAAGCAGAUUGCUGAACUGAACUCAGAGCUUGAUAAGAUGAGGAUGACAAAAAGAAUUGAAACGGAAGUUAUUGAUUUGGAUGAUGUGACCGGAAAGCUUGCGAAUGUGCUGAACCUGUAGAUGUUUGUUAUUGAGGAAGUGGAAAUCUUGGGGAAAAAGAAAAUUGUAUGUUUUAACAAGUGAAGUGAACAAUCAACAAUACCCAUUAGAAAAAUAGGAGCACCUGUUUUUCAUCUUGUAGCUCCACAAGAAUAGCCUUUCAGGUUGCACUUCUGCAAUCUAUGGGUGAGUUAGAAGGUUUUAAAAAUUACUAUUGCUAGUUAGUUUACUUGGCAAGAGAGGCCAUCAUUAUUAUUAUUUUGAUAAAUGAUGAAACUAUUAUUGUAAAUUUAAAUGUUUUAAGUUUGAGAUUUUA
This is a messenger RNA of Vitis riparia (riverbank grape), 3591 nucleotides long. RefSeq names its product protein CHROMATIN REMODELING 24. NCBI's taxonomy places the organism in Eukaryota, Viridiplantae, Streptophyta, Magnoliopsida, Vitales, Vitaceae. The coding region runs from base 165 to 3296 and encodes 1043 amino acids. Gene Ontology annotation, molecular function: DNA translocase activity; ATP-dependent chromatin remodeler activity; ATP binding. The transcript has 21 exons. The record is from RefSeq and is a predicted model, not a curated record.